GAUAAGAACUGGUCGGAGACUCGGAGAGGGUAGUAGGACAGUUUUUCCUAGCAUUGCUCAAUGAUGUCUGGCAUAACUCUAUUUUCUCCUCGAUCGUCUGAGCACGAUUCUGGGUUGCCCUCCUUAACCCAAUAAUUUACCUGGGAACACCAUCAAUGGAGAUCGAAAGGGACCCGACACAUCAAGAAUCCAAAAGGACCAAUAAAACCCACCAAACCCCCAUCCCAUCCCAACAAGCUUCGGACCCACUUCCUGACCUUCCGCACGAAAUCAUCGCCGAGGUACUCACGAGGCUGCCCGUUAAGUCUCUGCUGCAAUUCAGGUCAGUUUGCAAAUCAUGGCUUUCUCUAAUCUCCAAUCCCCAUUUCGUGAAAUCCCAUCUCAGUUUAGCAUACAAAAGCGAUGAUUAUACCCACAGGCGACUUGUUUUGAGCUGUGUUCGUCCCCAUUUCGAUCUCAAGUCAUGUUCCCUUGGUUCUAUAUUGAAUGACCAAUCCGAUACGGCUGUAGAUCUUGAUUAUCCAUUGAGAGCCCCUCAUAAUUCGGUCUGAAUUGUUGGUUCUUGUAAUGGGUUGGUGUGUAUUGCUAUAGAAGAAGAUGCCGUAUUCCUGUGGAACCCAACUACUAGGAAAUCCAAUAGGUUGCCGGACUCGGGUGUUCGGAUGCGUUACGGAUGCUUUAUUAUAUAUGGGUUUGGUUAUGAUUUGUGUAGUGAUGACUACAAAGUGGUAGUGAUAUUCUGUGUUCUUCGUAGCGGAGGUUCAUAUGAGACUGAGGUGAAGGUUUACUCGUUAAGGACCGAUAAAUGGAGGAGGAUUGGAGACUUUUGUCAUGGUAUUCCGUUGAAUGAUUCGGGGAGAUAUGCUAGCGGGUCGCUCCAUUGGUCUGCAAGUGGGGUUCAAGGUUCAAGUUACUCUUGGGAUAUUGUUUCUCUUGAUUUGGCGAACGAGGUGUAUGGGAAGGUUGUGCUGCCUAAUUGUGGUGAGGGUAGGUUUGAUUCGACAUUGGAGAUUUUAAGAGGAUGCCUUUGUGUGCUAUGUAACUUCCCUGGUACUCGAUCUGAUAUAUGGGUGAUGAAGGAGUAUGGGCAGACAGAGUCAUGGACUAAGUUGUUUUCAAUACCACAUAUUACAAAUCUAUGGGAUUAUGAACACUCCACGCUAUUGUAUCUUUCAAGGAACGGUGAAGUUUUACUGCAGCUUUGGCCACAAUUAGUUUUGUGCAAUCCCAGAGAUGGUACAUUUAAGAAUAUUGUGAUUCACAAUUUGCUUGCUUGGCUUGAAGCUCAUAUCUAUGUUGAGAGCCUAGUCUCACCUAGCACCGGAAAUGUGAUUCAGAGGGAACACCAAUAACAUAAAGCAAAGACAGGUUCACACCAGCCCUUGUCUAGCCUUUCAUUUCUACUGUUGGCAAUGGGUUUGUAAUUGUGGCCUGAGGUCUAGGAUAUGGGUCCCAUGCACUUGGUCCCUGACCUUCAUCUGUUCCAUUUGCAAUUCCAUCACUACUCGAGUCCAUAGCUAUGUGCCAAGCCGAUCUGUUCACUUCUGAUGUUGCUGCUUUAGGCUCUGACUCCACUGAGUGCUUUCAGUUUGUUGUAUCUUUUUGUACUUGAUGCCUGCAUAUGUAAUGAUCAUGUUACUCCUUCGUUACUACUCAGUUGACAUACGAGUCAUCAUAUUGCUAUAAGAUGUUUCUUGUGUGAUUUUGAAGGUACAAUGGAUGAUGGCCUUUUGACCUUACUCGGCAGUAGAGCUCUGCGUGUUUCA
This is a messenger RNA of Rhododendron vialii, 1766 nucleotides long. RefSeq names its product F-box/kelch-repeat protein At3g23880-like. The transcript is spliced from 2 exons. Bases 663 to 1352 code for a protein of 229 amino acids. The record is from RefSeq and is a predicted model, not a curated record. Lineage: Eukaryota; Viridiplantae; Streptophyta; Magnoliopsida; Ericales; Ericaceae.